This is a messenger RNA of Pochonia chlamydosporia 170, 7662 nucleotides long. Its product is annotated as sensor histidine kinase/response regulator. Gene Ontology annotation, biological process: protein autophosphorylation; phosphorelay signal transduction system. The coding region runs from base 1 to 7662 and encodes 2553 amino acids. The record is from RefSeq and is a predicted model, not a curated record. NCBI's taxonomy places the organism in Eukaryota, Fungi, Ascomycota, Sordariomycetes, Hypocreales, Clavicipitaceae. The transcript has 4 exons. Gene Ontology annotation, molecular function: phosphorelay sensor kinase activity; histidine phosphotransfer kinase activity; protein binding.
AUGGACGGCGCCGCUUUGGUGCCCGACGAUGUCCUUGACACGCCGCCGCCUCCGCCACCGAGACUCUUUGACCGGCUUCGACAAAUAGCUGGCUAUACAUGGGACGAAACCAAGGAUCCUCUGCAUUCGAGUUAUGAUUUUUGCUUCCUUCCAUCGGUGCAUUGCGACGCUGGAACGGUUGUGGAACUUGGCAUUGCGCUCGUCUUUGGAACUCGAUUUGUCUCCUCAACAUCGCCGCCUUCAAACUCUGGGCAGAACGAGUCCAGCCUCGGUUCAUUCACGAAGCUGCAGUCAGGUCGGCCAUCGCCUUCUGAGCCUGGCAAUCAUGUUCCGCCCUCCGAGACGCAGAGCACCGAAACCCCCCGAACGCCGCAACCACUGCGCCCGUCAACGCCGACUUCGUCAUCACAGCAGUCCGCCGAGCAGCCUCCCAUAGUUGAGGAGUCCGUUGUAGCUCGUGUCUCCCACCACAAUCUUCGAGAAGAGCGAGCAUUCCAGAUCACCAAGAAUGUUGCAGCGACAGCCGACCCGCUCGGCGACCAUAUCGCCAAACCCAUCGACCUCAUUCGGUUGAAUCCUGGCCCUGGGGAACGUACUCAUAUCACUGUCGCCAUCUACCAGUUCCCUGGUGCCAACUUCUUGGCCGAAGUUUUGGACUUUGGUCCUGCUUAUUACAGGGCGCACAAAGAAGGCGACAACUACGUGUCGUAUCGACCCACAAGAUCCAGCAAUCUGAAGCCGCCUAUAAAUCUGGAAUAUUUUCUGGACUUUGCCAUUGGGGCCGUACAGUGUUUGGAGAUAAUACAUCAUGGCCUGGGCAUGAUUCAUGGAGAGAUCCGAGGCGACGCUUUUCACUUCAACGCCGAGGAGAACAAGGUUAGGAUCGUGGCAUUCGGCUCCGGGUUACGGUCGUUUGAGCACGGAUUAACCAGUACCGGCUGGUCAACACUGUCAAAGGAGGUUGGCGCGAAGAACAAGCUUCUCUACAUUAGCCCAGAACAAACCGGUCGGAUGCCAGCAGAGCCAGAUACCCGGACUGAUAUUUACUCCCUUGGUAUUUUGAUGUGGACGCUACUGACACAACAACCUGUGUAUGCUGGGGAGACCCCCAUGGAUAUUAUUCAGGGAGUGCUUGGACGCAGGGUGCCAAAUGUGGCUACGGUGCGGAUGGAUAUCCCGGAUGUCAUUGGGCGGAUUAUUCAGAAGUGUACGGCCAAGAAUGUUGCGGAUCGUUAUCACUCGGCGAGCGGGCUUCGUCAUGAUCUUCUCAAUGUUCAGCAGUUGCUCUCAGAUGGUGAUUCAACCGCUCUUAGAGACUUGGAGAUUGGGGCCAAAGAUGUAUCGUCAUUUUUCAUCCUUCCCACAACUAUGAUUGGGCGGCAGGCAGAGCGAAAUGAACUCAUCAGAGUCAUUGAUCGAGUUUCUCGAAGCCAUGCUCUUAACGGAAACAGGGUGACAAAUCGCUUUUCAGAUGGGUCUGGCCUGGUUAACGAGCUGGUUAUUGCCGACGACAUCUCUAGUGAAGGUGGAGCAAGCUCUGGAGAUGGUACAAAUCGUCGGAGUGGCUCAUUUACUCAAGGCGCAUCUUCUGAUCACAGGUUUCCCCGGAAUAGCUUCCAUCCGACCAUCUUGUCUGACACACAGACUUUAUCAAACGAGACUGUUUCCUCAAGCCAAUCUGGCCCUAUGCAACGACCCGCAAGACCAUGGGAACGACACCACUCGAUUUCCUUGGAUACAGCGAGUGUCGCGGAGAGCACUGGUGGGGCAGAGAGCAGUCGGUUGGGCAUGACUGAGUCUAGCGGCUCAAGCUUAUCGCGACAACUGGGAGCCGCCAAAUUUAGGCGACGUGGACAAUGCGAGAUUGUUACAAUUGAAGGAGCGGGUGGACUCGGAAAGAGCUUCUUGGUCCAAAGCGUUCUGGGAGAUGCCAGGCGGCGUGGCUAUUGUGCAACGGCCAAAUUCGAUACUGCUAGAAGAACGGCAUUCGGGCCGCUCCUAAAGCUUCUCUCCUCGCUAUUCAAACAAGUAUGGGGUGAGAGAAAUACGGAAACACCCUUUCACCAGGGCCUCAAGCAGUACGUGCGACCUGUCUGGCCGAUGCUCCAUAGGGUGCUCGGCCUGCCCGAGUUUCUGCUGGGCCCUCCCGAGACGGCCAGCCCUAUGCUUCGAUCAUCGACGAGUACUUUGCAACAGGGUACUCAGCGAAAUAGCGGAAAGUUUAACACCAAACGACGCGGGUCGUCGCCAGGAAGCUCACCAGGGCCACUGAACCAAGCUGCCGCGACCGGCUCCCAAUCCUCCCAGGACUUUCUAUGCGCAGGCACGUCGACAAAGACCACCCGCCUCAUGAAUACUUGUUUGGAUAUUCUGCGAGUAUUCACCACACAUAAGUUCAUUUGUUUUUGUCUUGAUGACUUGCAUUUUGCGGACGAUGAGUCUUUGGAGCUAAUAACUCAAAUAAUUGGCGCUAAGAUGAAGAUGUUGAUUAUUAUGACGUAUAGACCCGAGGAAUUCUCUAGGGAGAAGCUUGAUCGCAUGCUAUACCCCGCUGGACUAGACGAAAACCACCGGAAUAGCCGUCCCAGAGUUACUAGAGUCAGUCUCGCGCCGUUGACGGAAGCAGAGAUACUUGAGUACGUUUCGGCUACCCUUUCCCGACCAAAGGAUGAGAUUCUGUCCCUUGCCCUCGUCAUACAAUCCAAAACUGCUGGCAAUCCCUUUUACAUGCGGGAGAUGCUCAGUGCCUGCCAUCGCAAAAAGUGCAUCUGGUAUGACUAUCGCGACAGUAUUUGGCAUUACGACCUCGACAGAUUAUUUGCGCAAUUCCAGGGCGAGAAGGACUACGACGUGCUGGACACCGGAUUCAUUACGAGAAGGUUAAACGAACUGCCAUCGGCUGCGAGGGCUGUUCUGGCGUGGGCGUCCUUGCUGGGAAACUCGUUUUCUUUCGAAAUUAUAAGUCGAUUGAUGAAGGGCGAGUUUGACUACAAGCAAGACGACAUUCCGAAUUGCUGCCCGGCUCUCUCGAAGCGGUCAUACACUGAGGCGGAGGCCGUUGCUGGUCUUCAAGCAGCCAUUCAAGCCUACAUUAUUGUGCCGAGCGAGAUUGACGACCGCUUUCGUUUUGCGCACGAUCGAUAUGUCAAUGCCGCGGCUGCCCUAAAGGAAUGUAAUUCUCGUCGAAUGCACUUCAUCAUCUCCCGAACACUACUCAAAUACUACGCGGUAGAAGCCAGACAAAGGGAUAGCACGGCAUCACACAUUUGUGAGGCUGCUUCCAUUAUCAAGAUGCGUGUUCCUGUGCGACAAGAAUUUCGCAAGCUGCUCAUCGACUGUGCACAAUCUGCAACGGAGAAUGGAGCUAGACCAACUGCUGCCAAAUACUACGGUGCAGCCAUCCAUUUAUUACAGGAAGAUCCCUGGUCGGAUGAAACGGACGACGUGUCGUACGAGGAGACCAUGCAGCUUUACUUGCGUGCCGCCGAAUGUCACUUAUUUAUGGGACAGCUUUCGUUAGCGAAUGAUUUACUCUCGACCCUUUUCGCGAAUGCGAAAUCAGCUAUUGAUAAAGCCCCAGCGUAUGUGCUGCAGUCACGGAUAUUUGCACAAAACGGCAACGCACUUGCUGCAUUUAUUUCCCUGAAGGAAUGCUUGGCGGCCUUGGGAGUGCCUCUAGAAGAUGAACCUACGUAUGAAAAGUGUGACAAAAAGUUUCACAAGUUGGCGAAACAGGUCCAGGGGAUGGAUCGACAGGCCCUCCUUAGUCCCAAGCAGAAGACCGCCCCAGUUACUGCUUCAAUUGGAGCAGUGCUCUCUGAGACAGCCUCUGCGGCGUGGUGGAGUGACUGUCUACAGUUUUACCACCUGACUUUGGUCAUGCUGGAGAUGCACCUCACUAGGGGAGCCUUCCCGCAAUCGGGCAUGGCUUUUCUUCAGAUUGGAAUCGUUGGCCUCGCUCGGUUUAACAUGACACAGUUUGCCGUUGACAUGGGCGCCAUCUGCCAGGACCUCCUCUACUCUGCACGGGACGCGUUCUCCAUGGGACGCGGCCAAAUGUUGCAUUUCUGCUUUAUUGGGCAUGUUCAGUAUUCAAUGUCUCUUUCCAUCUCUCAGAUGGAGGAUGCCAUUGAGCUAGCGUCGGUUGGCGGAGAUCGACUUUCGACAAUCCUCAGCUACGGACUUUCCGCCCAAACAAAGUUCUUUGCCAGCGAAAAUCUCUCAGACUUGGAGUCCUUUUGCCAAUACGGCUGCGAGGACAUUGUCAAUUGGUCUUUUGAUACCCGUGGUGGAUCACUGCUCGUAGGCAUCAGGCAGAUAUGUCGGGCCCUGCAAGGAAAGACCUUUACCCAUGAUCCGUUAGGGGUGAUGAGCGAUGAACAGCAUGACUCUGUCGUGUAUAAGAAUUGGCUCACGAGUCAAACACAGGAUAGUAAUCGGUCGUCUCUGUUCUACGAAAGUCUCGAACUAUGCGCCUUGUUUCUCUAUGGCCACUACGAACGCGCCAUUGACAUUGGAAAACGAUGUGUGGAGAAACUUCCAAUGCUGUGGUCAGCGCGGAACAGCAGGUUGAUUCUACUCUUUUACGGACUGGCACGAGCAGGUCAGCUGUUACGACUCAUGCAGGAUCCUCGUUCACAGACGGAGGACUUUACUACAAUGACGCAAGAGAUUGUUAAUGAGCUGGCUGGCUUUGUGAAAAUGAUGGAGGAUUGGUCUGUUGUGUCCGACGUCAACUACCGAUCGUGGUCCAGAUUACUGAAUGCCCAAGUCGCAGAGCUGUCUCAUGAUCAUGGCCAGGCCAUUCAGCACUAUGAGGAGGCAUUGGACCAUGCUGCUGAGCACGAUUUCAUAUUUGAGGAGGCCCUCGGUAACUACAUAAUGGCUGGUUUCUUUAUCAGACGGCGAGCAAGACGCUCCGCUAGAGCUGUACUCCAGGAUGCGGUUGGCUUGUAUCGACAAAUAGCUGCAACUGGCGUCGCAUCUGCCAUUGAAGAGGAACAUAGCCUUCUGCUCCACGGGCCAACUCGUAAUCACAGAACCGCUGAAGUUGGCAUCCAGACAGACUUUGUGGCAGAUCCACCGCCAGCUCAAUACCGCCCUGUCGAUGGCGUGGACGGGGAUGAACUCACACAAGUUCCUUCCAAUGCCAUAUCGGAGUUUAGAGGAGAACGUAUCGGCGCCUGGCGUGGAUCUAUGCGUAUGCCCACUGAAGACGGCGCUGGACUCCCUGCUUUGGACAUGAUUGAUUUGCACGCAAUUUUGGUAUCCUCCCAGGUUAUCUCGUCAGUGCUACAGGUCAACGAGCUGCUCAAGACAAUGUGCGAUGUUAUCCUGCAAACAUGCGGCGGAUCUGCCACACGGGCUGCCAUUGUCAUUCAGGACGAUUCGGAGGCUUGGUGCGUGGCAGCUAGCGGAGAUCCUGAGAGGGGAGCUUCUGCACACGAGCCUGGCUUGCCACUUUCCGGUUCGACACUUAUUGCUGAAAAUGUUGUCCUGUACUGCACGCGUUUCAGGGAGACUGUUUUUAUUCCAGAUCUCUUCGCAGACGAACGGUUUGGCAAUGCGAACGAUGCGUGGCUGCAGCGAUACCCUGGAAACAAGGCGAUUAUUUCGAUUCCAAUCUUGCAUGGAACGAAACCCCUCCUUGGUGUUUUAUAUCUCGAAGGCGAACCGGGAUCUUUCACGGACCGGAAUGUGACUGUCCUACAGCUCCUGGUCAACCAAAUCGGCAUCAGUUACUCCAACGCCCUGGCAAUGAAGAAUGUCGAGAAGAUCUCUGCCGAAAACCGCGGGAUGUUGUCAGUUCAGAAGCAUGCACUAUCCAAGGCCCUCGAAGCCGAGACCAAGGCAAAGCAUGCCGAAACAGAGGCUAAGCGAAACGUGAAGCUGGCUGAAGAAGCUGCCAAAGCGAAGGCUAUUUUCCUUGCUAACGUCUCCCAUGAGUUGCGGACGCCCCUGAACGGCGUCAUUGGCAACUCAGAGCUGCUUCGGGAUAGUGCCUUAGACAGGGAACAGCUCGAAAUGGCUGAUUCUAUUCGAGUUUCUGCCGACUUGUUGCUGACAGUCAUUAAUGACAUUUUGGACUUUUCCAAGAUGGAGGCAGACAAGAUGAAGCUGUACAUUAUUGCGUUCAAUCCCGAGGAAAUGGUUCGAGAGGUUGUUCGAGCAGUCUCCUAUAGUAAUCGGGAGAAGACCUCCAAGAAGAAUGUCAAGAUUAUACAGGACAUCAAUCUCCCGUCCAUGCUUAUCUACGGAGAUCCUAUUCGAUUGCAUCAAGUCCUGGGGAACCUCAUCGGAAACAGUCUCAAGUUUACAGAAGACGGCUCUGUCACGAUAGGGGCACGACUGGAUUCCGAAACCAGGGACAGCGCAACACUCACAUUCUGGGUUCGGGACACUGGAAUUGGCAUUCCUGCACAGCAACUCGCGAAACUCUUCCAGCCAUUUAGCCAAGCAGAUGCGAGCACUGCACGCAAGUAUGGUGGAAGUGGGCUGGGUCUGAGCAUCUGCAAAUCCUUGAUCGAAAUCAUGAUGAAGGGCAAGAUCCAGCUGGAGAGCGAGGAGAGCGAAGGUACAACCGCCUGGUUUACGGUUACUUUUGAAAAGGCCAAGGCGGAUGUAUCGGCUGGGGAUGCGCUCGGCAAGGCAUCGCCACCGAUUGAUAGAUACUCGUUGAUGACUUCCCCCUUUGACCGGGCUGUUUCGCCAAAUCCAUUCAUGGAUCUGUCGCAGGUGUCCAAGGAAGACGUCCGCAUCUGUGUGGCAGAGGACAACCCCAUCAAUCAAAAGAUUGCCAUUCAGUACGCACACAGACUAGGCUAUCCGAACGUCGUUGCCUAUGAGAAUGGGCUCAAGGCCCUUGAAGGAUUGCGAAAGAAGGCAGCAGAUGGGGAGCCGUAUCACAUUGUGCUCAUGGACGUUCAAAUGCCUGUGUUGGACGGUUACGAAGCGACGAAACUCAUCAGAAAAGAUUCCAUGGAGGCUGUUCGCAAGGUUCUCGUGAUUGCCAUGACGGCAUCAGCAAUUCAAGGAGAUAGGGAGAAGUGCCUGGCGGCUGGGAUGAAUGAUUACCUCGCCAAGCCGGUCCGGUCGGAAGUGUUGAAAAAGAAACUGGAUGCUUAUGUCAACGUUUCGACCGGCGGUGCUGAUACCGUACAAUCACCAAUUAGCCCCAUUUCUCCCACAACCCCCAACGACUUGGAAACCAACGGACCAAGCCUGGCAUCGAUUGCAUCCAGGGACAGGAUCUACAAGGACACCAGAGCCACCAGCAACACCAUCAUUGAUCCAAUGCAAGAAGACGCCGUGUACAACAUGCCCCUGGACUCGACCAGCCUCCAAGCAGCCGAAAGUCCUGUGCUCAGCGCAAACCACGUCGGUCAGGCAACGUUGCCAGUGCAGAUACCGGACCUUACGCGCAACUCUACCAACCACUCUGACAGUCAAGCUUCCAGCGAGGCACUUACCCCGGAUGCAGUACCGACAACAGACCCUACCGCUUCACAAACCAAGAGACAGCCUCGAAAAUUGACCAAAGCAAGGGGUAACAGCGAUGCACUUGCGGAUCAUGAGAGAGCUGUCGAGAAGGACAAGGAGAAGCAGCACAAAGGAGUGCUAACCAAGAAGCAUCCCCACGUAUCUGAUGAUAAGGAUGACUAG